AUGUCUUCUGAUGCUCCCAAGACUGACAUAGACAAGCAAACGCAACACGAGGCAGAAGUGGCGGCUGUUCUGGAUGUCGAUGUGGCACCUGAAGCUGACCUCGAUGGUGACGAGUGUGGCGAUCUCGAUGCUGAGGAUUUCGAUGAUCCAUUGAUGGUCAGUGAAUAUGUUGUCGAGAUCUUCAAGUACAUGAAGCAGACCGAGGUUGAAGAAAUUGUUGCACCAUCCAUCUCGCACUUCCUUCACUGCGCGGACUCAUCCUACACUGAAUCCGAUAUCCUUCUCGCAGAGCGGUACAUCCUGAAAACAAUCGAUUGGAACUUGAGCUAUCCGAACCCAAUGCACUUCCUGUGCCGCACACGCAAAUCGGAUGAUCACAAUGGGGAAACACUGGAGUGGCAGUUGCUGGCCACGCCACCUUCCCUGCUGCUGCUGCGCCGACCUGGUUGGGACACCUCAUUCUCGGCAACAAUAAAUGGAGCGAUGGGAAGCGGGCGAGCGGGUGUCUCUUAG
Messenger RNA from Suillus fuscotomentosus, 513 nucleotides. RefSeq lists its product as uncharacterized. The transcript is spliced from 3 exons. NCBI's taxonomy places the organism in Eukaryota, Fungi, Basidiomycota, Agaricomycetes, Boletales, Suillaceae. Bases 1 to 513 code for a protein of 170 amino acids. The record is from RefSeq and is a predicted model, not a curated record.